GUGUGUGUCCCUCUCUCUCUCUUUCCCUUUGCGUGUGUGUUGGCACUUUGACACCCAAGCGCACAGUGCGCGCGCAGUGCCGUGCCAUACCACGUCGCACCGUGCCGUGCUGUGCCGCUCAUCGCCCAUGAAGCCAAAGGGAAAAGGCUUAACGCCAGAUCGCACGCAGGCAGCAGGCACCGACAGACCGGAGCCGGUUCAUUAAAACCCGCUCUGCAGACCCGCUGUCGGCCGCGCGCAUCACUACUACAACUCCUCCCGGUGCCGCCGACGGACCCGGAGCGACAAGCGCGCGCUGACGGUGUGGAGGAGGUGGGCACAAUGGAACCGAACCCGAGCCGAUAAGCGGUUAACUCAUACACACACAGACGCUGCAGCUGAGCAGGGAGGACACACGUUCACCGGAGACAUGGCGACAACCGGCAAGAUCUGAACUUUGCAGGAGCCGCCGCGCAGGAUUAUCGAGCUGUCCACCGUCUGCAGAGCGACGAGCGGGAGCCAGAGUGCGCGUCAGUGGAUCGGUCACCGGGAACAGGCUCCGUGAUGCCGCGCGGGGACGGAGGUGUGGGGGCCUGGCAGGUGCUGAUGACCAUCUCCCUGGUCAUCGCCCCCCUGUCUGCACACGGGAGGCAUUCGCUGACCAGGCGCCAUCAUCACCACAACCAAUCAUCUCUCAACAAGGAGGCCUUGAACACCAGGAUGAUGCUGAGUGAUGACUCGGCGGAGAGAGACCACCUGAUCGGAGCAGGUCUCGGGGCCAAACUCCCUCUUAGCUCCACCAAACAUCACCAUUCUCGCAAACACGUCCACCUAGACUUCGUAGAGGAGGACCCACCUGUCGUGGAGGAGCUCACUGCCGGUGGUGCAGGUCCAGACCAGCCUGGAAACCCCCUGACCGAUGACGUCAUCACCGUGGCGUUCCACAGCCCGGCGCCGGAUGUUGUGCCCUCUGACGCUUUGGAUUUGGCAAAAGUCCCCAAACCCCAGAAGCAGAAAGGGGCGGACCCCACCGCAUGGACGCUGUCUGACUUUUACGACUACCUUGCACCUGACGAUGACCUCUCAGCGUUGGAUACAACCCCGGAGCCCGAGCCCACGCCUUCACCCCCAGCCGACAUGGAGGAUGAGAAUCCGCGCCUUUCUGGUUCUCCUGCUGUCCCUGACUAUGUGAAGCCUAAAGUGGAGAGUGGGCCCUCCUCACCUGUUCCUCCAAUGCCAGGGCCAGAUAAGGACGAUGAGGUCGGCGUGGGUGGUGCCAUGGGGACUGACGGCUGCAGGCUGGGCUUUGUCCGCUCUGGACCAGGGGUGUGUGUGUCUCAGUGUGACACUGAAACCAAUUUAUGCUUCAAUGGAGGGGUGUGCACCGUGGUGGCAGGAAUGGGGGCUUUCUGCAGGUGUAACGUACAGGACUACAUCUGGAACAAAGGCACGCGCUGUGAUUGGGCGGUCACAGAGUUUCAGGUGAUUUGCGCGGUGGUGGGCGUGUCCUCCUUUGUGCUCCUCCUCCUCUUCAUGAUCAUCGUAUUCUUUGCCAAGAGGCUGCACCGCCUCAAGAACGAGAACAGGCGCCUUCGCAAACGCAGUAAGUACCGGCCGCAGAGCAGCGAGCCACAGACGGACGGCCUCUCGGUUUCCACGACGGCCGACGGCUCGCAGCCAAAUGUAAGGAAACUGUGCGACACCCCUCCGCCCGCUCCCCAAGCUCACACUCACAACCUGGCGUACUAUGACAACAUUAUCUGUCAGAGGCCACCACCAACCAGCUAUACCUGGGAGUAUACACCCAGAAACCCUUAUAACCACAUUCAGGAUGACCCCCAGAAGAAGGACGACCCAGGGAAGUCCCCGCAGCCCAAGGAAGAGGGCUCUAUGAACAUCCUCAACUCUCAUUCCCCCAAGCAUGAGAACAAUCGCCCGACCUCCGUCGCUCACGACCACGACCACACUCCCAACAACACAGAGGAGAACGCCGAGGAUGGAGUCACUAUCGGCCUGGAAGUGCUCCUGCCCAAAGAGGCCAAGCUCCACUCAGAGACCAGCUCGCCCCUUCAGUACGACGUCUUCCUCUACAAGGUCGCCAACAAUGGAGACACCGACUCCCCCAGCCACGCCCCUCCCUCUCACAGUGCCAACUCUUACUCCACCUUUCACCACAUCCCCAAAUCGCCCAAAUCGCCCAAGAAGCCCAAGUCGCCCAAGGUGUCGAAGUCAUCCAAAUCACCCAAACACACCAAGGAGCAUCCACCCAUCAACCAUGAGCCCUUGUCUGUGAGGCACUCCUCGCCUGGCCGUCACCUCUCCACCGCUCACUACCCGCCAUGCUCUCGUCACUCUGCACCCGAGUGCUACUCUUCCCCCAGCUGCCACCCAUCCUCCCACCACUCUCCCUCCCAGUACAAAUGCAUGCCCACAUCUGCCUCCACCCCGCCCCAGAUGCGCAGGCCCAGAGGUCGAUCUCACGGUCCCGACUCGGAGCACUCGGGGACUGGGAGAGAGCACCACAGCGGACAUAUUCGUCCGUCUCCAUCCUCGCCUCAUCUUACCCAGCCUUCUCCAUCACCAUCAGGCAGGGUGAAGUACAGCCCGGUCAGCACCCGAUCCCUGCCACCGCUCUCCUGACCAGGCCUCCACCCAGUGCGGCUUGGCGUCCAUAAACUCAAACGCACAAAACGUCUCUCAUGAUCUAAUCUCUUCACUGAUCUGUCCAUCAUGACUCUUACCCUUUUAUUAGUGAUUUAUAGGUGAAUUAUCCAUCCAUCCGUCAUCCAUCUUUGUACUCUGACUCCCUAAGUUUAUACCCGGACGAUGAGCACAGCACCUGCUCCAUGGAGCCAGAAAACUAGAACUGGGAUCACGCUGUAUACACCACACUCACUCCAACUCAGACACAGAUGCACCAAAACGCAUCAAAUAAAUCACUGUGUAGUCUCUGCAGCCACACGUUCACACCUUUGUGUAAAUAAUUAAACGUCUCAAAGCUCAGGUUACCGCUCGCACAAACACAAAAAAAACCAUCCACUACAUCUCUCCUAGAACGGUGCCAACGACUGCUGAAGAUAGUGUUUGUAAAGGUUUCAUAGAAGUUUACAACAGUAGCCUUAGUGUUUUCAACUGUUUUUACGAAUCUUUUGCUAUUCAGUGUGUACGAUUAUCACGUGUUUUCAAAGGCUUUUUGGUAUGUUUUUCAUGUUUCUAAUCCUCAAUAAAAAAAAGAUGAACGACAAAAUGUGCAGCAUUGUGCUCUACAGACGGAGAGAG
Hippoglossus stenolepis (Pacific halibut) is the source of this 3258-nucleotide messenger RNA. RefSeq names its product chondroitin sulfate proteoglycan 5b (gene cspg5b). Gene Ontology annotation, biological process: nervous system development. The transcript has 7 exons. The record is from RefSeq and is a predicted model, not a curated record. The coding region runs from base 544 to 2619 and encodes 691 amino acids. NCBI's taxonomy places the organism in Eukaryota, Metazoa, Chordata, Actinopteri, Pleuronectiformes, Pleuronectidae.